Molecule: messenger RNA, 972 nt
Organism: Calidris pugnax (ruff)
Lineage: Eukaryota; Metazoa; Chordata; Aves; Charadriiformes; Scolopacidae
Product: DNA-directed RNA polymerase III subunit RPC3-like
Exons: 10
Coding region: 1-972 (323 amino acids)
Biological process (GO): DNA-templated transcription
Cellular component (GO): RNA polymerase III complex
Molecular function (GO): single-stranded DNA binding
Source: RefSeq, a predicted model, not a curated record
AUGGGUGGUGGAGGAGAACCAUGGGUGGUGGUGGUGGUUGUGGUGAAGAACCACGUGUGGUGGUGGUGGUGGAGGAGGAGAAAAAGACCAAGUUUAGUGGUGGUGGAGGAGGAGAACCAUGUACCCCCCCCCGACGAUGGCAUUUACUGGCAAGUCAACAUCGACCGCUUCCACCAGCAUUUCCGGGACCAGGGCAUCGUCAGCGCCGUCGCCAACCGCAUGGACCAGACCAGCAGUGAAAUAGUGCGGACGAUGCUGCGCAUGAGCGAAGUCACCACGUCCUCCGGCGCGUCCUACACCCAACCCCUCUCCUCCAACGAGAUCUUCAGGUCUCUCCCGGCCGGAUACAACAUCGUGAAGCAGGUUCUGGACCAAUAUCUCACCCUCUUGGCAGACGACCCGCUGGAGUUUGUGGGGAAAUCCGGGGACAGCGGCGGGGGCAUGUACACAGUCAAUCUUCACAAAGCCCUGGCCUCGUUGGCCACGGCCACCCUGGAGUCCAUCGUGGAGGAGAGGUUCGGCUCCCGCUGCGCCAGGAUCUUCCGCCUCCUCCUGAGGAAGAAGCACCUGGAGCAGAAGCAGGUGGAGGAUUUUGCCAUGAUCCCGGCCAAGGAAGCCAAGGAGAUGCUCUACAAAAUGCUGUCGGAGAAUUUCGUCUCCCUCCAGGAGAUCCCCAAGACUCCUGACCACGCGCCGUCCCGCACCUUCUACCUCUACACGGUGAACGUCACGGCCUCGGCGCGGAUGCUGCUGCACAGGUGCUACAAGAGCGUGGCCAACCUGAUGGAGCGGCGCCAGUACGAGACCAAGGAGAACAAGAGGCUGCUGGAGAAGUCGCAGCGGGUGGAAGCCAUCCUGGCGUCCAUGCAGGCCACCGGCGCCGAGGAAGCCCAACUGCAGGAGAUCGAGGAGAUGAUCACGGCCCCCGAGCGCCAGCAGCUGGAGAACCUCAAACGCAACGUCAACAAGUGA